UUUCAGUCAACCAUAUUUCGAACGUAUAAAUACAUUCGCAUGCUCCACACGAUUAUACUCAUUGCAUUUGUAUAGCAUAUUUAUCAAUUAAAAGGUGAAAUUAAAAAAGAACGUGUCGGCAUAUAAUUCUCUGGAAACUGAUCGGGAUACGAGUCAUUUGGUGUAAGAGGAUUAAUUAUCUACCUGGGAAAAGUGAGGUUAGGUGAAAAAGAAAAAUGUCGUCAUGGAAAAGAGCGGCAAAGGCGAACCAAAAAACUCAUCGAGAGCGUCACCAGCCGGAAAGCAGAGCGCACUUGGGUCUGCUAGAAAAGAAGAAGGAUUACGUAGCAAGGGCUACGGAUUAUCAUGAGAAACAAUCGACGAUAAAGCUGCUGCGUAAGCGGGCGUUGAACAAGAAUCCAGACGAGUUCUACUUUCACAUGAUAAACGCGAAACUUCGUAACGGGAUUCACAGAGAGAAGGUAAAGACCGAGGAGCACACACCGGAUCAGAUAAAACUUAUGGAGACUCAGGACAUCAGAUAUGUUUCUUACAAGAGGAACAUCGAGGCAAAAAAAAUCGACAAACUGCAAAGCCAGCUGCACAUGAUCGACGCGGCUAACGAGACCAAAAAUAAGCACACAUUCUUCGCUGACGAUGGGAACGAAUUGAAGUCCUUCGACGUGGCCAAGAGGCUGGACACUCAUGCGACGCUGCUCGGCAGGCGAACGAACAGACCAAAACUGUCCAAGCUAAGGGAAAUGAAGCUACCGGAUAUCGAUGAAAAGAUGCUGUCAAAAAUGGAACAGCAGAAACACAUGGCUUACAAAGAAUUGCACAAGCGUAUCGACCGCGAGAGAGAACUGUCGAUAGUGCAGCAGAAAAUUGAAGUGAAACGAGCGUUACAGGAUAAAAAAGUUCCGAACCCUAAGCAAGUCAAACCUGCAACACCCGACGGACCGCCCAUCUUUCAAUGGAAAUUUCAACGGAAACGAUGAAAUUCUGUAGUAUAUUCUAUGCAAUCCAUACGAAAUAAAUCAACGUUUUUUUUUUCUACGUAACGCUUUCGUUUCUUUUCUGUUUUUUUUUGCUUUUU
Molecule: messenger RNA, 1075 nt
Organism: Neodiprion virginianus
Lineage: Eukaryota; Metazoa; Arthropoda; Insecta; Hymenoptera; Diprionidae
Product: probable U3 small nucleolar RNA-associated protein 11
Exons: 2
Coding region: 216-977 (253 amino acids)
Biological process (GO): rRNA processing
Cellular component (GO): nucleolus; small-subunit processome
Source: RefSeq, a predicted model, not a curated record